Molecule: messenger RNA, 969 nt
Organism: Ophidiomyces ophidiicola
Lineage: Eukaryota; Fungi; Ascomycota; Eurotiomycetes; Onygenales; Onygenaceae
Gene: fsf1
Product: Sideroflexin FSF1
Exons: 5
Coding region: 1-969 (322 amino acids)
Biological process (GO): monoatomic ion transport; mitochondrial transmembrane transport
Cellular component (GO): mitochondrial inner membrane
Molecular function (GO): monoatomic ion transmembrane transporter activity
Source: RefSeq, a predicted model, not a curated record
AUGUCCGCCUCCGGCCGUGAGCUGCCCGCCUCCCGGCAUGACCUGGACACCUACUGGGGCCGCGUGAAGCAGGCCGCCGACAUCUCCGACCCGCGCACGCUGUUCGUGUCGUCCGCGCGGCUGGCGAAUGCGCAGGCCAUGCUGGCGGCGUACCGCGACGGCCGGCUGGCCGGCGCCAUGACGCCCGAGCUGUGGCAGGCGAAGAAGAUCGUGGACGCCACGCUGCACCCGGACACGGGCGAGCCGGUGUUCCUGCCCUUCCGCAUGUCGUGCUUCGUACUGUCGAACCUGGUCGUGACAGCCGGCAUGCUGACGCCGGGGCUGGGGACCGCCGGCACGGUGCUGUGGCAGGUCGCGAACCAGUCGCUGAACGUGGCCAUCAACCACGCCAACGCGAACAAGUCGGCGCCGCUGGGGACCGGCACGCUGGUGCAGUCGUACCUGCUGGCCGUGACGGCGUCGUGCUCGGUGGCCGUCGGGCUGCGGGCGGUGGUGCCGCGGCUGCGUGGGCUGACAGGCAGCACGCGGCUGGUGCUCGGGCGGCUGGUGCCGUUCGCCGCGGUGGCGACGGCAGGCGCGCUGAACGUGUGCCUGAUGCGCGGCGAGGAGAUGCGGCGUGGCAUCGAUGUGUUCCAUCCGGAGACGGGCGCGUGCCUGGGCCGCAGCCGGCGCGCGGCGCGGCUGGCGGUGGGCGAGACGGCCGUCAGCCGCGUGCUCAACGCCACGCCCAUCAUGGUGCUGCCGCCGCUGCUGCUGGUGCGUCUGCAGCGGACCGCCUGGCUGCGCGCGCGGCCGGGCCUGACGCUGCCCGUCAAUCUCGGCCUCAUCUUCGCGACGUCGGUGCUGGCGCUGCCGCUGGCGCUGGGGGCGUUCCCGCAGCGACAGGCGGUGCGCGCAGACAGCCUGGAGCGCGAGUUCUGGGGACGCGGCGGGCGUGACGGGCGGGUGGAGUUCAACCGGGGCAUCUGA